CAUAAAUUAUUUUCGCUGCGUCUCCGCCAUCUUGGUGUAACGAUUUGGAUCGUGAAAAUGUUGGCUGACACGAUCCUUAUUCUCUUCAUUUCAGUAGCUACUGCACUUCUCUCUGAAGGAAUCACAUAUCUAUUGGUUUACAGAACAGACAAAUAUAAGAAGUUAACUGCAGAAGUCGAAAAAGAUAGUAAAAAGUUGGAGAAGAGAAAAGAAAAUAUCUUAGAUCUUCCCAGACAAGGGGGAGGUCAGAAGAAGAAAAUGGAAAGAGUUGAGGAGAAGCUUAAGAAUCACAACAGAGACCUUUCAAUGGUGAAAAUGAAGUCCAUCUUUGCCAUUGGAUUUACAUUUACAGCUCUUAUUGGCAUGUUUAAUUCUAUAUUUGAUGGCAGAGUUGUUGCAAAGCUUCCUUUUGUUCCCCACUCUUGGCUUCAAGGCUUGUCCCAUCGCAACUUAAUGGGCACAGAUUUUACUGACUGCUCCUUUAUCUUCCUGUAUAUUCUUUGUACUAUGUCUGUAAGACAGAAUAUUCAAAAAAUGCUGGGCUUUGCUCCAUCUAGAGCUGCAAGCAAGGUUGGUGGUCUGCUGACACCACCACAGGGUACCAAGUAAACUUCACAGGAGUUUUGGCCACAGAGUACCCAUUUGCCUUGGAAUUCUGUACAAUACAACUUGUUUGGAACAUUUAUUGACCUACAGAAACAGACUUCCUAAGCAUGUCUGUCCCCAGGUGUUACAAUGCUAGUGAACUUUUAGGAAAGCCCCAUAUUGUCGUAAAUGUACAUGUAACUAUCAGUACAUUUAUUGCAGUCAAAAAUUAAAUUUUUUAUGUUACUUGGAGAUUUCCAUUUUUCCUUCGUCUUUUCUUUCCAUGUAUGUUUUUUUUCCAAGGUGUUUGUUUUUUGCCAUGAGAGUUUGGUUGUCGUUAAAUACCUUGGAAAAUUCGUACAGAACUGAUUUGGUUGAGGUAGAGCCGGGAUAACCAACUGGCUCUAUUGAAACAGUACGAGGAAAACGUAGUAUGGAGGUAUUGGUUGUCCCGAAUAUUCCAAAGCGAUGAAAUAUACCGAAAGCUUGAUUUUUUAAAAAUAUUUUUUGCCAGUCUAUAAAGGGAGUGAAGCACUGCCUUUUGCGCAAAUGGCACUUUAUAAAACACGACUCCAUUUAACACGUGUGCAAAAUUAUACUUGCUACGCUCCGCCAUCUUUUUUUCAGUUAAAUCAUUCCAAACCGAAGUAAACCCAUCACGCCAUGGGAAGAAUAAAAACAUGGAGAUAUACAACCUCACUUUACUUUAGUGAGAAAUAAAUUGAGUAAUAACAAUUUAAAAAAUUUAGACAUA
Pocillopora damicornis (cauliflower coral) is the source of this 1339-nucleotide messenger RNA. Its product is annotated as calcium load-activated calcium channel. Gene Ontology annotation, biological process: endoplasmic reticulum calcium ion homeostasis. Gene Ontology annotation, cellular component: endoplasmic reticulum membrane; endoplasmic reticulum; cytoplasm. NCBI's taxonomy places the organism in Eukaryota, Metazoa, Cnidaria, Anthozoa, Scleractinia, Pocilloporidae. The record is from RefSeq and is a predicted model, not a curated record. Gene Ontology annotation, molecular function: calcium channel activity.